This is a messenger RNA of Misgurnus anguillicaudatus (oriental weatherfish), 836 nucleotides long. RefSeq names its product FKBP prolyl isomerase 7 (gene fkbp7). NCBI's taxonomy places the organism in Eukaryota, Metazoa, Chordata, Actinopteri, Cypriniformes, Cobitidae. The record is from RefSeq and is a predicted model, not a curated record. Gene Ontology annotation, molecular function: peptidyl-prolyl cis-trans isomerase activity; calcium ion binding.
UGCCGCGUCAGCUCAGCUGCCCAGCCUCCGACGCCACGCCGACAGAUGUGCAAGAUGUCCCAGCGCUCAACUUUUUACGUUUGUUUAAUUUUGUGUUUGCAAACACUGAGUACCUUCAUUUGGGUUGUUCGUGCAAACGAAUCAAAUGACGAAAUUAAAAUCGAGGUCACGUUUGUACCUGAAAACUGCACGCAGAAAGCCAAAAGAGGGGACAUGUUGAACGCGCAUUAUGAUGGAUAUCUUGCCAAGGAUGGAUCGAAGUUCUACUGCAGUCGUUCCACAAAAACUGGCCACCCACAUUGGUUUGUGUUGGGCGUUGGAGCGGUUAUUAAAGGUCUCGAUUUAGGAUUGAAGGAAAUGUGUCCUGGUGAAAAGCGAAAAAUUACGAUUCCCCCUUCUCUGGCGUACGGCGCACAAGGCAAAGCUCCUGUACCACCCAAUGCAACAGUGAUCUUUGAGGUGGAGCUUUUGUACAUAACCAGAGGACCACGCAGCAUAGAAGCCUUCAAAGAAAUUGACGUUGACAAUGACAAGUUUCUCACGAAAGAGGAGAUUAAAACCUACUUGAAAUUGGAAGCAAAGAAGUUGAACACACAGAAAGAUGAAUCCUAUUUUGAUGACGUUGUAGCAGAUGUGUUCUAUAAGAAUGAUCACGAUGCGGACGGGACCUUAUCCAUAAACGAGUACAACGUUUAUGAGCAUGAUGAACUAUAAAAUCUUAUAAUUGACACAUUUUUAUGCAGCUGGUGCACUGAACGUUCUGAGCAAUGUCUUAUGGGUGAGGUUAAGGAUUCCACUGUAAAGAACACCACUAAAUAAACUCUUAAUAAAAUUGU